Colius striatus (speckled mousebird) is the source of this 2773-nucleotide messenger RNA. RefSeq names its product mucin 1, cell surface associated (gene MUC1). The transcript has 7 exons. NCBI's taxonomy places the organism in Eukaryota, Metazoa, Chordata, Aves, Coliiformes, Coliidae. The record is from RefSeq and is a predicted model, not a curated record. Gene Ontology annotation, cellular component: apical plasma membrane. The coding region runs from base 84 to 1298 and encodes 404 amino acids.
AGAGGGAGAGAAACUGCCACAGAGCUCUGGGAGACACUGAGACCCCCCCAGCACACACAGAGACCCUCCCCAGGACGAGCCCUAUGGAGUUCACUGCCCUUCUGCUCCUGCUGGUGCUGGGCACAGGAACAAGUGCCCAGUUCACCACAGAGACCACCACCACAGAGACCACCACCACAGAGACAACCACCACUGAGACCACCACCACCACCACUGAGUCCACCACUGAGUCCACCACUGAGUCCACCACCACCCCCACAACCGUCACCCUCGUGACCUCCAGAAACAAAACAGGCAACGGGACCCAAAACACCUCCCACCCCUUGGUGUUCCCCACCAUGGGCAACAGCACCAACCCACCUGGCAAUGGCACAGCCAAGAGCACUGUGGUGCCUGUUCUCAUCAGCACUGGCCCCUCCCACCCCAACACCAGCACCACCAGCAACUCCACAGCUCCCACCACCGUCCCCACCACCAACACCGAUGGCAACAGGACCUCUCAGCUCAAGCCUACAAGGGAAACCUCUGGCACAGCCCCUGGGCAGCCUGCCACAGCUGUGCCAGGCAGCAGUGGCAGUGCCAACCCCAGCAAAGCUGCUUCUCUGGUGCCCACAGCUGUCCAGCUCCUCCUCCCUGUCCCUCUCUCCUUUCGUAUCCUCAACAGGAGCUUCAACGAGAGCCUGAGGGAUCCCACGUCCAGGGACUACAAGAGCCUCAGCUACACCGUCCUGACCAUGUUCAAACACGUCUUUGGCUGCUCGAGCUGCGUGGGAAGGGAAACCUACAAGGGCUGCAGCGAGCUGCAUUUCAGCCAAGGCUCAGUGCAGGUCCAAUCCACCCUGGUGUUUGGCCCUGGCAAUGACACAGUCACUGGGGCCACGGCUGAGCAGCAGCUGAGGAGCAAACUGAGCCCCGAGGGCUUCAUCGAGGGUCUGCAGCUGGAGAGCAUCUGGAGUCCCAUGGAGGUGACACCACUGGUGACAUCAGCAUCUGUGGUCCCAGACUGGGCCAUUGCUCUGCUGGUCCUGGUCUGCAUCCUGCUGCUGAUGAGCAUCCUCACCUGCCUGCUCAUGACCACCUGCACAUGCCACAGGAAGAGCAGAGGGAAGCUGGAUCUGCUCAGCACCAAGAGUUCCCAUCACCCCAUGGCUGAGUACCCACCCUACCAGAGCCACGGGAGCUACGAGCCCCCCACCAGCAAACCCAACCCCUACAGCCAGGUGGCCGGCAGCAGCAGCGCAGGGACCCCGGGUACCUUCACCUACACCAACCCCACUCCCCCCUCUGACAACCUCUGAGGGGAGGAGGGGGUCACCCCAACCCCUCCACACCCUCCCCUCCCCUUCCAUCCCCUUCCCCCAGCCCCAUUCCCACUGCCAGGGGGGGCAGCACCAGCCUCAGCUGCUGCUCAGCACCUCGGCAUGAGCAGGAUGCUGCUGGAGCAGCCUCUGGUUUAGGGGGGCACAGAGGGUCUGACACAGCUCCUGGCCUCGGGGGAGGGGGGUUGAGUUGAUUCCAGACCCCUCCUGCUUCGUGGGUGGGGGUCUGGGCUUGUUUCACCUCUGUUCUGCUCCAUGGGAAGGGCUUUGGGAUGAUUCCAGCCCCCCUCCUGCUCUGUGGGUGGGGGGCUGGGCUGAUUCCACCUCCUCCUGCCCCAUGGGAAGAGAUUUGGGAUGAUUCCACCUCCUCCUGCCCCAUGGGAAGAGAUUUGGGAUGAUUCCACCUCCUCCUGCCCCAUGGGAAGAGAUUUGGGAUGAUUCCACCUCCUCCUGCCCCAUGGGAAGAGAUUUGGGAUGAUUCCACCCCCCCUAUUGCUUUGUGGAUGGGGGUCUGGGCUUAUUCCAUCCCCUCCUGCUCCAUGGGUGGGGGGUUGGGCUUAUCCCACCCCCCUAUUGCUUUGUGAGUGGGGGUCUGAGCUUGUCCCACUCCCCUUCUCCACCACAGGAAGGUGUUUGGGCUGAUUCCACCUCUUCUCCUUCUCCAUGAGUGGGGGUCUGGGCUUAUUCCACCCCAUCCUGCUCCAUGGGAAGGGAUUUGGGGCAGAUUCCACCUACUAAUGCUCCAUGGAAAGGGAUUUGGGGCUGAUUCCACCCCAUCCUGCACCAUGGGAAGGGCUUUGGGAUGAUUCCACCCCCCUCCUGCUCCAUGGGUGGGGGUCUGGGCUUAUCCCACCCCCCUAUUGCUUUGUGGAUGGGGGUCUGGGCUGAUUCCACCUCCUCCUGCUCCAUGGGAAGGGUUUGGGGCUGAUUCCACCCCCUCCUGCACCACCAGCAGGGAUUUGGGACUGAUUCCCCCUCCUCCUGCCCCAUGGGUGAGGGACUGGGCUUAUUCCACCCCCUCCUGCUCCAUGGGAAGGGCUCUGGGCUUGUCCCACUCCCCUAUUGCUCCAUGGAAAGGAGUUUGGGGCUGAUUCCACCCCCUCCUGCACCACCAGCAGGGGUUUGGGCUGAUUCCACCUCCUCCUGCACCAUGGAAAGGGAUUUGGGGCUGAUUCCACCCCCUCCUGCACCACCAGCAGGGGUUUGGGCUGAUUCCACCUCCUCCUGCACCAUGGAAAGGGAUUUGGGGCUGAUUCCACCCCCUCCUGCCCCAUGGGUGAGGCUCUGACCUUGUCCCACCCCUCCUCCUCCUCCAUAGCGGGGACAUCGAUGCUCAUCCCGCUCCCUCAGGGCUCCCGUUGCUCUCUCCUCUCCAUUCUUCCCUCUCCCCUCGGGCUCGGGCUGGACCAGCCUCUAUUUAUCACCUUUCCCAAUAAAGCGAUGGGUGCAGCCGG